Molecule: messenger RNA, 1350 nt
Organism: Rhodotorula toruloides NP11
Lineage: Eukaryota; Fungi; Basidiomycota; Microbotryomycetes; Sporidiobolales; Sporidiobolaceae
Product: methionyl-tRNA formyltransferase
Exons: 6
Coding region: 1-1350 (449 amino acids)
Biological process (GO): biosynthetic process; conversion of methionyl-tRNA to N-formyl-methionyl-tRNA
Cellular component (GO): mitochondrion
Molecular function (GO): methionyl-tRNA formyltransferase activity
Source: RefSeq, a predicted model, not a curated record
AUGCUCUGCAGCGCGAGGAGGGGUGCUGCGCUGCUCAAUCGCGAGCUGCGAGCCGAGUGCCACGCUGGACACGCCCGCCGCUGCUUCUCGUCGACUCGCCCCGUCGCCCGCAAGCCUGAUCCCGGCGCACCCAAACCGCCGUACAACGUCCUCUUCUUUGGCGCAGACUUUUUCAGCUGUGCGGUCUUGAAAGAACUGUGGGAGGCUGGGUCAGACUUGAUCGGCAAGACGGUCGUGGUCGUGCCGCCUGAGCAGAAGACGGGACGGAAAGGAGCGCAGACAUACGUCCCUCCUCUGAAGACGCUCGCGCAACAGCUCGACUUUCAGGUCGAGGAGGUCCCUCCUGCAGAGCUGAAGGAGUGGGUGAUCCCUCGACCAUGGCGAACAACAACCGGCUCGCAGAUUCCCGACUCGGAGAACGUCAUCGUCACCGCCUCGUACGGCCACAUGCUGCCCCUCGAAGUCCUCAAUAAAGUCCAGCAACUCAACGCUCUCAACGUCCACCCUUCGAUUCUCCCGCGGUGGCGAGGAGCGGCGCCGAUUCAGUAUGCAAUCAUGAAGGGUGAUGCAGACGGUGUCAACUCGGGCGAGGGAGAGCAGCUGGGCGUGACGGUGCAGGAGUUGAGUCGCGGCGCGUUCGACAAGGGUCGGAUUCUGGCGCAGAAGGCGGUGCCCUCACCGGUCUCGCAACCCGGCUACUUCACACUCGAAAGCCACCUCGCCCGCGAAGGCGGCCUCCUCCUCGUCGAUGUCCUCCGCAACUUCCACGCACGACAGCUCGCCGCAUCGCCGCAGGACCCGGACAAGGCGACGCUCGCACCGAAGAUCACGAAGGAGGUCGCAAACAUCAAGUGGAACUUGCAGUCGGCGAGGGAGAUUGAGCGGUUGAACCGGGCUAUCGGUCACCAGGAACCCCUGCGCGGCCACUACGUCUCGCCGUCGACCGCCGCGAUGAUCACCGUCCAGAUGCGCCUCUCGCGCAACAUCUACCCGCUCCCCGACCAACUCAAGGACGCUCUCCCCGGCGUCGUCUUCUACGACAAAGCGCAGAAACUCGUCCUCGUCCGCUGCGCCGACGCGGAGGAGGCGGUCGCAAUCGACCAGAUCAAGAAGGACAGCGGCAUCUGGGUGUUUGGGAAGGACUGGUACAACGGGAUCAAGAAGCUCGAUGGGCAGCAGUUGCUCUUUGACACGGACGAGUGGGGCUACCGCCCUUCUGUGGGCUGGCGGAAGAAGGACUGGAAGAAGGACGUCAAGAAGCCCGAGGCUCCGCCACCGCCUCACCCUGUUCCGCCUCAUCUCCGCGAUCGGCCGCUCCCUCCUCACCUGCAGAACUCGCCGGCCGCGUGA